Alligator mississippiensis (American alligator) is the source of this 621-nucleotide messenger RNA. RefSeq names its product olfactory receptor 14L1-like. Gene Ontology annotation, cellular component: membrane. The annotation marks the transcript as partial. Lineage: Eukaryota; Metazoa; Chordata; Crocodylia; Alligatoridae. The record is from RefSeq and is a predicted model, not a curated record. The transcript has 2 exons. Gene Ontology annotation, biological process: G protein-coupled receptor signaling pathway. Gene Ontology annotation, molecular function: odorant binding; olfactory receptor activity.
CUGCACUAUGAGACAGUGAUGAACAGGAGAGCUUGUCUGCAAAUGGCAGUCAUGGCCUGGAGCACGGCUCUUCUGAACUCUGCCCUGCACACGGGGAACACCUUUAGGCUGCCCUUCUGCCACUCCAACAUCAUCAACCAGUUCUUCUGUGAAAUCCCCCAGCUCCUUAGGAUCUCUGCCUCGGAGGUGUUUACUAGUGAAAUUCAGAUUCUUAUCUUUGGUGCAUGUUUAUGUCUUGUUUGCAUUGCGUUUAUAUUUGUGUCUUAUAUUCAGAUAUUCACUACUGUACUGAGACUCCCCUCUGAGCAGGGCCGGCACAAAGCAGUUUCCACCUGCCUUCCCCACCUCAUUGUUGUCACCUUGAUGGCUAGCACUGGUGUGAUUGCUUAUAUGAAGCCCACAUCUGGGUCCCCAUCAGCUCUGGACCUCAUGCUGUCUGUUCUCUAUUCUGUGAUCCCACCGAUGAUGAAUCCAGUCAUCUACAUUGUCGACAACGGUAUUGAAAAUAAACUGGUUCUGGACCCAAACCCUGUAGCCACUCCACUUGAUACUGGCUGCAAGAUAAACAUGGAGGAAGGGGUGGGGGGAAACCUGGUUCUUAUCUAUCUAACCAUGAGUUGA